UCUCGCAACACGUUUAGCAACAUUCAUCAAAGAGGGGCAUACUUUGACAAUACACAAAACAGUCUUCUGGUCAGAUUCAAGCACAGUUUUGGCAUGGAUACGCUCCGAUCAUCGGCGUUAUAAACAGUUUGUUGCCUGUCGUGUUUCUGAGGUCUUAACAACAACUACGAUCUCUGACUGGCGGUGGAUAUCGACGAAACUAAACGUAGCAGAUCUAGCGACAAAAUGGGGUCAAGGAGGCCAACUGAAUACAAACAGCUCAUGGUUUCAGGGUCCCGAGUUCUUGAAAUUAGGUGAAAAGUAUUGGCCUAGACCAAAAUCAAUCUUAGCUACCAACGAAGAGAUGAAACUUUGUGGAAUACAUCAUGGUAUUACUGUUCCGGUACCGGUGAUUGACCCUUCACGUUUUUCACGGUGGACUAGGAUGGUAAGAGUGACGGCGUACGUUUUACGGUACUUUAACAACGUUCAAAAGAAAAGAUCAAAGCUGAAUAGUUCUUAUCUCACUCAAGAUGAAUUGCAGGAGGCUGAAAAUUACCUUUUUCGCAUUUCACAAUGGGAGGCUUUUCCAGAAGAUAUGUCAGUACUGCUGUCGACUACCAAUGUUGGUGUAGAAAAGAACAGUCCUUUGUACAAGUUAUCCCCUUACUUAGAUGAGCACGGAGUGCUCAGAGUGGACGGUCGAAUAGGAGCGGCUAGGAACGUUGAAGAGAGAACCAAGUUUCCAGUAAUCCUGUGCAAGCAACAUCGGGUUACCGAUCUCCUGAUCGAUUACUAUCAUAGUAAAUAUCAUCACGCAAACUUUGAAACUGUAGUGAACGAAAUAAGACAAUUUUUCUACAUCCCUCAAAUACGAUCGCGAGCCAAGAAAAUCGUAAAACAUUGUCAAUGGUGCAAAGUGUACAAAGCACGCCCUCAAGUUCCCAGAAUGGCACCGCUUCCUGAAGCAAGAUUAGCAUCAUUUACCCGACCCUUUAGCUAUGUUGGGCUAGAUCUUUUCGGACCGGUUUCUGUUAAAGUUGGUAGAAGCGCAGUGAAGCGAUGGGUAGCCUUGUUCACGUGCUUAACCAUACGCGCAGUACAUGUGGAGGUUGUGUACGGUCUGGACACUCAAUCGUGCAUCAUGAGUAUCCGUCGGUUUGUCGCUCGUCGUGGCUCUCCGCUAGAAUUUCAUUCAGAUAACGGCACAAACUUUCGAGGUGCAGAUAACAUACUACAGAAUCAGAUACGUAACAUUCAAGAAGGACUGGCGUCAACGUUCACAAAUACCGUAACGAAGUGGAUUUUUAUUCCUCCUGGAACCCCGCACAUGGGAGGCUCCUGGGAGCGUAUGGUGCGCUCGGUAAAAACAGCGAUGUACUCAAGUAUUGAAGCCGGACGGAAGUUGACCGACGAAGCUCUAUUGACCCUGCUGGUUGAAGCCGAAAGCAUAGUAAACUCAAGACCACUGACGUAUCUUCCGUUGGAGGCUCCAGAGAGUGAAGCUCUUACUCCAAAUCACCUUUUGCUUGGUAGCUCUAGCGGCAUAAAACAACCUGGAAUAGAACCGGUGGAUGAAAGAUUGGCGCUCAAGAACUCCUGGUAUCAAAUUCAACAUCAAGCUGAUAUCUUCUGGCGUCGUUGGACUCGUGAAUAUCUUCCGGAACUGACUCGCCGAACAAAAUGGCUGGGAGAAUCGCGUCCAGUUAUUGAAGGAGAUUUGGUCAUAAUCGUAGACGAUGGAAAAAGAAAUGGUUGGAUACGGGGUAAAGUCAUAAAGGUCAUAUCCGGGCAAGACGGGCGAGUUAGAAGGGCUUUGAUUCAUACUCAUAAAGGGAUCUCUAAACAAUCAGUCUCAAAGUUGGCAAUUCUAGAUGUGGCUCCAGAGAGUAACACAGGAUCUGCUUGACCUGUGUUACGGGGGGGAGGCUGUUGGAAACUGGUUGCACUGGAGUUUGGCGGCGACGCUUCAUCGGUGUUGCGGAUUCUUCAGCGUCGCGACAUAUGAGAUUUUGACGUCUCUUCAAGACAUUUCACAUCCGGUUGUAAACUAGAUUAGAAGCUAGAGUUCCUGAAAUUAGAAAGCCUAAAAUUAUUAUUAUCCUUCCACAAAGUUAUACUUACCUUCAAGUUAUACUUACCUUCAAGUUAUACUUACUCCUAGUUAUACUUACCUCCAAGUUGUUGUGCUAAGAUAGCUACUCGUAGCUUAUUUAUCCGGGACUGAACCAGCAAAUAUUCCGCGAGCAGUAUACCAGCCACUGGAAAGUUCGGAUAAAACCGUUAGGAGAAAACCCGUUUCGGUAGUUGAAAAGAACAAGCGAUAUAAGCGCACUAAAUUUGUAAGUGUUAAAUAGUACUUUCUGCUUAAACCUACUUUACUUAAAAUAACCUUAAAAUAAAUUGCAGCUUGAAGCUGUCGUUGACAAGCUAUCUAGAUUGGUGAACCUUUUUUU
Messenger RNA from Uranotaenia lowii, 2435 nucleotides. RefSeq lists its product as uncharacterized. The coding region runs from base 344 to 1888 and encodes 514 amino acids. Gene Ontology annotation, molecular function: nucleic acid binding. Gene Ontology annotation, biological process: DNA integration. The transcript is spliced from 2 exons. The record is from RefSeq and is a predicted model, not a curated record. NCBI's taxonomy places the organism in Eukaryota, Metazoa, Arthropoda, Insecta, Diptera, Culicidae.